GGGUGCUAAUCAAAGGAGCCAAUACUGCAUGAUACGCCUCUCGUAGCUCUCCUCACGAAUUCAUUACGAGGGAUUCCUCUUCUCUAUCCAAAACUCGUUAAUUUUCACCCUACAUGAACACCGCGGAGGGUCAACUGCCAACAUGGACAGCAUAAAGCUCCCUGGAUUUACAAAUGCGACGGUGCUCCAUUACAAUUCACGCACUUCGCUUAUUAUCCAACGGGCGCGGCGAAAUGACAAUCCAAAUGAAACCGUGAUAUGCAAAGGGAAUGCUUUCUACGACGAGGAAGAGAAUAUCAAACUCAAGCACGAGUACGAAUUACUGAAACAUAUCCAUGCCAACCUCGCGGAACUCGAAGCAUCGAGGACGAAAGGGUCUGGAGUUAGCAAAUCAAGCGGGGGUCAUUCGACGCAAUCUCCGCGAUACCAUUACUAUAAGGCGUCUGGGCAGGGGUCCGGUUCUCCAUCAUUCUCAUCAAAUACCCAGCAAUCACGCUGUCAGCAACUAGAAGCCGUCACCGAGGAGCAACACAUGUACAGUUCGGGUCCUACACCUCCGCCACCAUCUGAACGCAAAGGUUUUACGACCGGGCGGAGGCCGCGGAGCACCAGCUUGACCCACGAAUCCAUAGAAGGGGCACUGUCGGAUAGAGUCAUCAAGCCAAUUUCGGUAGAAGAUCUCAACGGGCAGUUGAUACUAGUGUUGGAAGAUUAUGGGGGCGUAUCUCUGAGAGAAUUCGCCCUAUCAAAGCCUACUGAGAGCAGCAGGCCAGGAAACUCAUCAGUUCCUGGGUCAGCGGCGGACAGCGACGCUGGAAAUGGGGGACCCAAAUUCAAAGAUGGCAGUCGUGAGAAGUUUAGUCGCAAAAACCGGCAGAUUGGACUGGAGGAGUUUUUGAGCAUAGCGACGCAGCUAGCGGAGGCUCUUGAGAUUGUGCAUGCCGCACAAGUCAUGCAUAAGGAUAUCAACCCCGACAAUAUCGUGGUGAAAAGGACAGGCCCACAUUUGGGCGUCCAGCUGAUUGACUUCAAUCUGUCUGAAGUCACAGACAUGGGGAAUCAGAUGACGAGGGGUUACCUCGAAGGCACUCUUGCCUACAUGUCCCCAGAGCAAACAGGGCGAAUGCAACGAAUUGUCGAUUAUAGGACAGAUUUCUAUAGUCUGGGACUCACGCUGUGGGAGGUUCUGGUCGGACAACCUCCAUUUCAGUUCGAAGAUGCCACGGAGUACGUGCAUGCUCAUUUGGCGAAGGAGGUCGAGUCGCCUCGACUUUAUAACGACGCAAUCCCGCAAAUAUUCGUGGACAUUGUCAUGCGGCUUGCCAGCAAAGCACCUGAAACUCGCUAUCAGUCGAGCGCCGGGCUCCGCUGGGAUCUCAUGCAAUGUUUCCACCAACUCCAGAAGGAGAAAGCGUCAAGAAAAGUCUCUGCCCUAUCCAGAUUAUCAGAUGCGGACGUGAUCGCGAUACUCGAUGGGUUCAAUUUCCAAGUUGGUCAAAAGGAUCACUCGCACAACCUCAACGUUCCGGAUAAGCUGUAUGGACGCGAGAGGGAGAUGAAAGAGCUGAUGACGGCGUAUCACAAUAUUGCCACCGGGCGGAGCCGUAGCGAGCUUUGCCUCAUCAUUGGGUCUAGUGGAGAAGGAAAGAGCUCCUUGAUCAGCCAUCUUAGGAAGCAUGUGAUUGCACAAAACGGGUUCUUCGUUCAUGGUCAAUACUCCCAAUACAAAGGCGAUCGCCCAUAUGGUGGACUUGUCGAAGCGCUUGACAUGCUGAUUCGGCAGCUUCUAUCCGAGCCGGCGAGGAUCUUGGAAAGAUGGCAAUCUCAAUUGACGACAUCGCUAGGUUCCAAUUACCUUUCCAUAGUGACCGACGUCUUGCCCGAUUUGGAGAUGAUAGUGGGAACACAAAAAGACGCGACGGAGCAGUUUGAUGCUCAAUCGGCGGAGCAGAACUCCUUCAUCAGAGCCAUGCAGGCUUUGAUCGGAGUUUUUGCUCAGGUGGAGAACCCGUUAGUGGUAUUUUUGGACGAUUUGCAGUAUGCAGAAGCAGCUUCGCAAAAACUCCUUCAAGCUAUUCUGUUCGAUAAAAAGAUCUCACACCUGCUGAUAGUGGCGACGCAGCCUCACAGUGGCGGCCCGCUGAGCAAUGCAUAUGGUCCAACCGUUCAGCGAAUACAGUUUGAGGCGCCACAGCGAUUGCGGAAGAUUGAGCUCGGGCCCUUGCCAAUGUCGGGAAUUCGUGAUAUCUUGGUCGAUACGCUGAAGCCAGCCGUCGAGGAUGUUGACCAGCUUGCUGCGUUACUCUAUCGAAAAACAAUGGGAAAUCCUUUCCAUAUCCGCGAGUUCUUACGCUACGGGGAACAGCAUGGUCUCCUUUAUUUUGAUGACGUCGCUGGAGGGUGGUCUUGGGACAUACAGGAGAUGGAUCGGCAGUCUGUCUUGAGCGAUAAUGUGGCGGAGCUGCUCCUGACGAGAUUGAGGCAGUUCAGCCCAGAGACGCAGAAGCUACUUCAGCAGGGAGCAUGCAUCGGGGAUGGCUUCGAUCUUCGUUUACUUUCUCUCAUAUCGGAAAGUAGCAUUGUGCAAUUGGCCACCGACCUGUGGCCGGCUGUCAAAGAAGGAUUCAUUCUAGCUCAGCCUCAUAAUGAAGUGCUCAUUCGCGGAAAUUCAACGAUGUCGCGGAGUUCGUCGGGUUCUGUAACAUCUCAGCGUCUUGGCCAUCGGUCGUCUAUGUCUCUGGGGAUCAUGAACUCACGGCAGUCUGUGGGUGAAAUGGUGCUGGCAUACAGGUUCUGUCACAGCCGCCUGCAUCAGGCAUGCUACAACCUCAUGGAUGCGGAAGAGCGAGAUGCUACUCAUCUCAACAUAGCGCGGGUUCUUCGGCGGACCAUGACGGAGGAAGAAGUCCUGGAAAACGUAUUCCCUGUAGUAUCUCACUACAACCGCAUCUGGGAGAAGCUGACAGAUCCAGAGGAGCGCUAUUAUGCGGCCCGGCUGCAUUACGAGGCUGGCGUCCGCGUCAAACGUUCUGGAUCAGUGCUUGCGGCGCGAAGAAUGCUGAACACUGCCGCAGGACUUCUGGGAGAUGAUAGCAAUGCGUGGGAUGCUCAAUAUGAGCUGAAGUUUAAUACCUGCCUAGCCAUUGCCCAAUUAUCCAUCUUGGAAGGACUGUACGACGAAGCGGAAAUGCACUUGCGCGGGAUGGCCAAGCGAGCCAAGUCGACGAAGGAUCAGUUAAUCGCUAACAGUACGCUUGUUAUCGCAUACUACGUGCAAGGGCGCUUUACCGAUAUCAUCGGCAUGGGCGUAAAAGAUCUUCAGUCGUUUCAAAUAGUUACUCCUGAAAACGAACAGCAGGCUGAGGACUUGGCUGCUAUCGAGUUCUCGAAGUUGGAAACGCUGCUUGAAGGGCGUACUGUUGCGGAAGUUGCGUCUGCCCCUCGCUGCUCCGAUGCGACGGCAGGAAGGCUCGAAAUCAUUCUCAUCCAUGUUGGAGGCGCUGCAAACUCCCUCGGGCUGAGCAGCCAAGCCCAGUAUUACUAUCUCAAGGGAUGUGUUCGAGCAUUGGAGAAUGGUUUAGGCCCGGACAGUUCUGUCUUGUUUGCGUACAGCGUUCGAAGCUUCACCUCCGCUAGGGGUGGUCCACGGUUCAACAGAAUGCGGUGGCUAUCUGAGCUCGUUUUUGCGCUUCUGGGCAGGGCAAGUACGGAGGUUCAAGCGAGGGCACGGCUUGCUCUUGCUCUGCAUGGCUACGUGUAUGUCGCCUCCUUUAAAGACUUCGAAGCAAAUAUCGACGGAUGCAUCACGUCGGGCUUGGAAUCAGCACAUUACUCCGUGCUCAUUUAUGCAAUGGUGGCGUGGCCCGGCAUUCUGUUGUCAUACGGUCGCCCGGCAUCCUCAUGGAGAGACUGGGAAGAACGACACCGGCCUUUCAUGGAGAAGAUGAAAGGCUAUUUUCUCAACGUCUGGGCGGGAACAAUGGCGGAGCUAGAGGCGCUGGCUACUGGCAAUGAAUGUGUUUACCAGCGUCGCGAUGUCAUGGCCACGGGGAUGAGUCGCACGAUGGUAUACUACUACCGUCUGGUAAACGCCUACCUUUACGAUCGGGAAGAUCAAAGAUCACUCCUGGAGCAAUACAAACAGGAGAAUAGUCCCAAUCACUAUAUCGGACUUCCAAGAUACAUCGACUUCUAUGUAUUCCAAGCCUUGAUUGCAGCACGGGAGUGGGAUCGCCCAGACCGUGAUAGAGCCCUUCUUCAAGCUGAGAUCGAUGAGGCGUACGCCAUCGUGAAACGGUAUGCGGAAGAGCCUCCGAGUGAGAUAAUGUGUAAAUUCCUGAUGGUAGCGGCAGAGAAGGAGCGUAUCGCUGGCAACGUUACCGCCGCUCGCCGAUAUUACGAUGAGGCAUUGGAUUCAGCGCAUGCCCAUGGUUUCCGGUUGCAGGAAGCUCUGACGACAGAGCUGUACGGUGGAUUUUGGCUGCAACAAGGAUCAAAACGCCUGGCUCGGGCAUGUCUUCAUGAUGCUUACGUUCUAUGGUAUUCGUGGGGCAGCGAAGGAAAAUGCCGGCAUCUACAGACGAAAUAUCCGGAUGUGGUGGAUCUAUAUCUGUUGACCAAGGCGAUGCCGAGUAGCCGGUUCAACAGCCAGAUGCCGGGUCUGACCACGCGCUCUCAAGGAACGGAACAAGCGGGCUCAAAUACCGUCGAUCUCGACUUGACGACAGUACUGAAAGUGACUCAAUCUAUAACCAACGAGACAAGCUUGGAAACCCUGCUAACGAAAAUUAUCAAGUUCGUUAUGGAAAAUGCUGGUGCAGAGAAAGGAUUGCUGGUCCUCCGUCAAGAUGGCAAACUGAUGAUUGAGGCCAUCGGCAUUGUUAAUGAAGGCGAAGAAGUUCAACGGGUAUUGCAGCAUGUACCCGUCGAGCAAGCCUCUAGCGAUGAAGGAGUUCCGCUGUCGGUUGUAUAUUACGUCUAUCGAACGAGGGAGCCGAUCGUGUUAGCGGACGCCAGUCACGAUGAAACGUACGGGAAGGAUCCAUACAUUGCCGAGCGCGGAACGAAGUCCAUUCUAUGCUGUCCCAUCAUGCAUCAGAAUGCCGUGACCGGGGUAGUGUACCUGGAGAAUGAUCUGCAGCCCGGCGCAUUCACCGGCGACCGGCUUGAACUCAUACAGUCAUUGAUGAGUGCUGCUUCAAUGUCGAUCGAGAACGCUAAACUGGCGAAAACGAACAACGAGCUCACCGCAGCGCUAAAAGAUUCCAGCUCAAAAGCAGCGCCACGGUAUAAUCUCGAUGGACCCAUCAAGAAGACGAUCGAUAUGUUGCAGAGCUUCAAGUUCCGACUGCCACCGGGCGACCCAGGCAUAAAGCAGAUCGAUUUUAUCAUGAAAGCUCUGACUUCAACCGACUUCUUCUCUUCGAAUAUCGACGAGAUCAACGACGAGACGGGAAAAGGCCUCGAUUCCGAUACAAAAAACUGGAUCGAAAACUCUCUCUUGCAGAAAGAGCAGCGACGGAGUCGAGGUAACGACGCCAAAGAGGACAUGUUCGCUGCGAAGAAUGAGUUUGAAUUGGUGAAGCACGCCAUAAAAGCCGACGGCGCGCCAACUCCACGACCAGCGGCCGAGAUAGUCUCCAUGAAUAUGGACCGGGUCAAUGAGCUGUUGAAAAAAUCGACAACGGCUGAUUUCAACAUCCACGAUCUUGCGGAAGCGACCAAUGGGCGCCCUUUAUACUUCCUAGGGGUGCAUCUCUUGCACCACUGGGGGUUGGUGCAGCACUUCUCGCUGGACGAGAUGAAGCUCCGCGCGUUCUUUCAGGAGAUUGAGGCUUCGUACCAUCCAUUACCGUAUCACAAUAGCUCCCAUGGAGCAGACGUUCUCCAAACUUCCAACAUGCUACUGUUAAGCGACCCAAAAAUGGCCGCGAACUUCACCAAACUGGAGGUGUUUGCGGCGUGUAUAGCCAGUGCCGUUCAUGAUGUAGAUCACCCGGGGUUGAACAACAACUUCCUUGUACAGUCAUCGCACCCAUUAGCGAUAUUUUAUAACGACAUGUCUGUUCUCGAAUUCCAUCACUCAGCGAAAGCCUUUGAGAUUGCUCGGCGGCCAGAAACCAAUGUGUUUGUUGGGCUGUCAAACGAGCAAUAUAGAGAAGCUCGAAAGCUGAUCAUCAGUAUGGUGGCAGCGACAGAUAUGUCUCAGCACUUCCACUACAUUAACAAGUUGAAGGGAAAGAUCGCGGCAUCUGCGCUAAACUGGGAGGAGCCGUCGGAUCGAUCUCUCAUCUUGGAGUGUGCCAUCAAGUGCGCGGACCUGAAUAACUCCGCCAAGCCACUGGAGCAAUCCCGCAAGUGGGCCUUUUCAGUCAUGCAGGAGUUUUUCCUCCAGGGCGACAGGGAAAGGAAGCUUGGCAUGCCAGUGUCGAAGUUCAUGGAUCGGUACGACACGCACAUUCCCAAAUGUCAAAUAGGGUUCAUCGACGUCCUGGUAGUCCCGCUCUUCGACUCCUGGGUACAAUGCAUUCCAACGAGUUUCUCGCGUCAAUGCAUGGACAUGAUUGUGCAGAAUCGAUCCCAUUGGGAGUCGAUAUUAGACAAACCGGACGCCGUUCCCGUUUUCCAUCCACCGCCAGAUGAGGAACGCGAGGAUUUUCAGAUCGCUGCGCCAUCGACGCCGCCCUUUGGCGCGCAACCGCCUUCAACACACUCAAUAUCGGAAGAAGACAGUCCGGAACCAUUUCCACGGGUGACGGUGGACUCGCCGCGGCGGCCGGGAGAUGUGGGCCGCCGUAUGAGCAGCCCGCAUGUGCUUUUGAGCGCUAGAGCGGGGUCUGCAGGCCGAGGGUCACCCGAUCGGGGAAACCCAGUGGUGGGGAAGAAAAUCCCGAAAUCAUCCUCGGGCGGCAGUAUUAAGAGUUGGAUCGAGCCUUUACCGCCACCAAACUUUGACAAGUCAUAUGCGACUGACAGCCCUCGGCUGUCGAUACACCGUCGCUCUUUUGGGCAGAUAUCUCUACCCACCGAACCAGUAGCGGCCGCGCAGAAGCUACGAGUCGCUCUGCCGUCGAUAACACCGAUACCACGGAGUUCGUCCGGCCUCGAAGACAUCCAGCAAUCACCGGCAACCGAGCGGUCGAACUCACCCGCGUUAUUACUGAAACGGCUAGGAAGCGGCACGGACGGUAAUUCUCGACCAAAUUCAUCCGUGAGAACGUCUGGACUAGCUUCAUGAUCGACACCACCGCAACUAGCCGCACCACAUACGCACUCAUUCACAUCCGAUUUGAGGGAAUCCAGUUCCUUCAACCCCUCAAUUUUGUUUAUAUAGUGAUACCUUCCUAUCAAUUCCGUUUCUUUCUACAUUUGCUGUCACGCCCAAUCCAAUCACACUUUUACAAGUUGCCAUCAUCGGCGAUGCCUCCGGCAGAGGUACAAUGAUGUGGAUGGCAGAUAACCACCACGGAAAAUUCUAG
Fimicolochytrium jonesii is the source of this 7478-nucleotide messenger RNA. RefSeq lists its product as uncharacterized. Gene Ontology annotation, biological process: signal transduction; protein phosphorylation. Bases 143 to 7237 code for a protein of 2364 amino acids. The record is from RefSeq and is a predicted model, not a curated record. NCBI's taxonomy places the organism in Eukaryota, Fungi, Chytridiomycota, Chytridiomycetes, Spizellomycetales, Powellomycetaceae. The transcript has 14 exons. Gene Ontology annotation, molecular function: protein kinase activity; ATP binding; 3',5'-cyclic-nucleotide phosphodiesterase activity.